Messenger RNA from Closterium sp. Yama58-4, 527 nucleotides. NCBI's taxonomy places the organism in Eukaryota, Viridiplantae, Streptophyta, Zygnematophyceae, Desmidiales, Closteriaceae. The record is from the annotation of a GenBank genome assembly.
GCCCUAUUUUUUCCAGCGGCGCUGCUGUUCUUCUCUCUCCCUCCUUUCAGCCCCUCCACAUCUGUCCAACUUUUGCCAUCACCUCGCCAAGGCUUGCAGCCUGGGGGUCAACUAAUGCACCUCAUUGCGCACAUCACAACUGCCAUCAUGCUAACCUGCCUCGGCGCUUUCGCUGCAGCACUCGCAGCCACUGCCUUCGGUGCGCCCACCACCCUCCUGUCCGUCCCUGUCACCCUCCACUGGUCCUCCCUUCUCUCUCUGCUCACCGUGCUGCCCUGUGCACUCCUCUAUGGCUCCCACAGACACCUCUGGCGGACUGUGCUACUGCAAUUCAGCCCAGCGUCAUUGCCAGAGGCGUGUGUGGUGACAUCAGCACAUGGGGCCGUGGUGGGGGCAUGGAUAGGGGCAUGGCCCAUGCCUCUGGACUGGGAAAAGCCAUGGCAGGCUUGGCCUAUCAGCAGCACAUAUGGCAUGCUCCUGGGCUUCUUGAUUGCACAUUGCUUAGCAACAAAACUCUUAUGUUUUGA